CGCCAUGGACGCACAAGCCUUGUACGAAUGCUUUGCCGCGACCUUGCAGCCCAGCCAGGCCGCGAGACAGGCUGCCGAGUUGCAGCUCCGCGAGGCCCAGAAAGUGCCGGGCUUCCUCGGCGCAUGCCUUGACAUUCUCACGACGGACGGCGUCAACCCCGGGAUCAAGAAGGCCGCUGCGGUCUUCUUCAAAAACCGUGUCAUCCGCCGCUGGCAAACUAACGCCGCUGAUGCUGUGGACAAUGACGAAAAGCCGCUUAUCAAGGACCGCUUGCUCCUGGCGCUUGUCUCCGUGCCUCAAGAUCUCCGCAACCAACUCUUCCCGGUGCUCACCACGAUCAUCACCCACGACUACCCACUGCAAUGGCCAGGCUUGCUUGCCCAGACGGCCGAGCUUGUCCAGUCGCAGAACCCGGACUCGCUCUACGUAGGUGUGUUGUGCUUGUCCGAGGUUGUCAGAUCCUACCGCUGGAAAACAAACGAGGAUCGUCCUGAAUUGGAUACGAUCAUCCUGGAGUUUUUUCCUAAGAUCUUAGCCAUUGCUAACGCCUUGACCAAUGAUGCCUCUUUCCAGGCGGGCUCCAUCGUCAAGUUGAUCCUCAAGACAUACAAGUUUGCGACCUACUUCGAUCUCCCAGUCGCUUUGCAGGCACAGGGCAGUGUUGUCGAAUGGGGUACCCUCCACGUGAACAUUAUCAACACUCCAUACCCGGCCAACCUCUUGGAGUUAGACGAAGGCGAGCGUGCGCUUCACUCGCUCUGUAAGUGCAAAAAGUGGGCGUUUGCUAAUCUCUACCGCUUGUUCACGCGCUACGGCUCGUCCUCGCUCUCCAACAAGUACGAGUACCCAGAAUUCCAGGCGUUAUUCAUCGGCAGCUUUGUGCCAUCCUUGUUAACCGUCUACUUCCAGUUGGUCGAGGCUCACUGCAACCAAACCGUGUGGAUCUCGGGUCCGUCUUUGUACUACCUCCUCAGUUUCAUUGAAGCAGCUGUCACCCAGAAAGCCACCUGGCCUUUGAUCAAACCACACGUGUCAUCGAUCAUCUCGCACUUCAUCUUCCCUACGCUCCUUCCGUCAGACGAAACCCUCGAGAACUUCGAGGACGAUCCGCAAGAGUACAUCCACGCGAACUUCAACUUUUACGAUGACGUUUCGUCGGCGGAUAGCGCGGCAGUGGCUUUGCUCGUGACACUCGCGCAGAAGCGCACCAAGACGUGUUUGGAGUUAAUCCUCCAGUUCGCGUACACGAAGUUGACCGAGCUCGCGGCCGCGCCAAAGGACCUUGUACACGCCAAGCAGGCGGAGUCCGCCUUGCGCAUGGUCGGUGCCAUUGCCUAUAAACUCGUGGGCAAGAAGUCGCCGUACCAUGGCCAGAUGGAAGGUUUCCUCGUGCAGUUCAUUUUCCCAACCUUUGCCAGCGAGUUCGGCUUUUUGCGCGCACGUGCGUGUGAAAUCUCGUGCACCUUCUCGGAUCUAGCUUUCCAGGACCAGAAUAACCUCGCGACCUUGUUCCACAGCAUUAUGUCAUGCUUCAACGAGGAUAACCUUCCGGUGCAAUUGGAGGCGGCCCUUGCGCUCCACCCAUACCUCAAGUCCCCAGCCUUCAACGAAGCCUUCGGGCAGGUUGUGGUUCCCGCGAUGCAGCGCCUUUUGGAGUUAUCCAACACGAUCGACCACGACGCGCUUUCUGGGGUGAUGCAGGAGAUUGUCGAGUGCUUCUCCGAGCAGUUACAGCCGUUCGGCGUGGACUUAAUGACCAAGUUGGUCGAGCAGUUCAUGAAGUUGGCCGUGGCGUUGAACAACGAGGCGAACGUUGAGGUGGAUGAUGUGGACGGCGAUAAUCUCGAUGACAACUCAGACAAGCAGAUGGCCGCGUUUGGGCUCCUCAAUACCAUGGUCACUGUGUUGCUCUCAUUUGAGAACUCCACCGACGUGAUUUUGGGCUUGGAGCAAAUUCUCGCGCCCGUCUUUGAGAUUGUCUAUAAGAAUGACAUGGAGGACUACUUUGCUGAAGUGUGCGAGUUGGUUGAGAACUGCACGUUCCUCUCGCGCCAGAUCUCGCCAUUGAUGUGGAAGGUGUUUGAGCUCAUUUCUGUAUGCUUUAACACCGGGUUCGGGUGUGUUUAUGCCGCGGAGUUUAUGCCAGCCAUUACCAACUUCAUCACAUACGGUGCGAGCGACAUGAAGGCCAACCCGGCGUAUGUCAAUUGGGUUUUUGCCAUUUAUACCAGCAUCAUGAAGAACGUCAACAUCGAGGAGAUGGGGGUCAACGACUUGGCCUACGGAGCCGAGAUUGCCUACAACUUCACCCUCGCCAUGAAGGAGGAUGCGCCGCAGUUUGCGCCGCAGUUGACCAGCAGUGUGAUUGACAGACUCGUCGCGGACGGGGCGGAAAUCAUGAAGAACACAGCCACCUCCAUUUACAUGCUCAACGUCAUUGUCGCCGGUUUGGCCUUCGACAUCCAGCACACGCUCCAGGCGUUGAUCGAGAAAAACUAUAUGCAGAACUUCUUUAUCGCAUGGUUCAAGUUCAUCCCCACCUACAAGCGUGUGUUUGAUAUGAAAGCCUCUGUGUUGGCAUUGUUGUCGGUAUUGUCUGUUUCCCAGGCCGAUUUACAGACUGUCGGGAUCAACGACUCUGUUAUCGCUGAGUGCGGUGUCAAGUUGGCGAACCUCUUCAGCACCCUCCCAGGCGCCAUCACCGAGUUGGACAAGCAGAGAAAAGAGUACAGCGCUGAGGACUACAACCCGUACAACGAUGAUUUCGGCGAAGACGACGGCGAGUGGGUCAAUGAGGACGCGGCAGAGAACGCAGCUGAUGCCGAAGACGAGGACUACAUGAAGUUCUUGGAGGAGGAGUCACACAAGUUGAAGCACGACGGUGCACACUACGACUACGAUGACGACGAGCUUGUGGAAGACCCAUUGGCCACCACGCCGUUGGACACGGUCAAUGUCUAUGCCGUAUUUAGACAGGUAUUUGAGGGCUUGCAGAGCACUGAUGCCGCCAAGUUCCAGGUUCUCACCUCGCUGUUGAGCGCUGAGGACAAAGAGACCUUGCAGCAGUCGGCGCAGUUCUCCGCUUAGGAAUCGAUAAAACAUUGAUCAAGCAUUUAUUAUUUUUGACCAUUUAGCAUCGUCUGGCCAUGACCUUCCGAUUGGCUGUCAGACUUUUUUAUACAGGUUCUCUUUUAUUUCACUUUUUAGGUCGGCUCCAGUAUUAAUUGAUACAAAGCGUAGGUGAAUGAGCGUAAG
Messenger RNA from Babjeviella inositovora NRRL Y-12698, 3256 nucleotides. It is a transcript of the gene NMD5, whose product is annotated as Nmd5p. The transcript has a single exon. The record is from RefSeq and is a predicted model, not a curated record. NCBI's taxonomy places the organism in Eukaryota, Fungi, Ascomycota, Pichiomycetes, Serinales. Gene Ontology annotation, molecular function: small GTPase binding. Gene Ontology annotation, cellular component: nuclear envelope; cytosol. The coding region runs from base 5 to 3088 and encodes 1027 amino acids. Gene Ontology annotation, biological process: protein import into nucleus.